AACAAGUCGCUCCCUGAACAGGCAGCGGGAGUUAUCAUGGCGGCAAGUUCGGAUAUCGAUCGUGGACCAGUGGGAUGCUGGCCGCCCAACGUUUCGCCGACCGCACACCACUGUUCGGCAUCUUAACUACUUUUAUUAUCGCUCGCCGUAUUUUUUUUUUUUACACCACUUAACUGUAAGACUACUGCCAAGAUACGUGCGUCAGAGAGCUACGAGGACAUCCCACGGGAUAUAUUUGUGAGUGUCCUACUUUCACACGCGUUUGUAAACAGUACGGAAAAUGCGGACGUCAGUGCUCACAGUUUUGCUCAAUGUCUUCAGCAUCGUUUGCGGGAGCAAAGUUUUAGAAGCGAAUCCCGAUACGAAGAGACUUUAUGAUGAUUUACUGUCUAAUUAUAAUAGAUUGAUACGUCCUGUUAAUAAUAAUACAAAUACUUUAACAGUUUGGCUGGGAUUAAAAUUGUCGCAAUUAAUAGAAAUGAACCUAAAGAAUCAAGUUAUGACAACGAAUGUCUGGGUAGAGCAGAAAUGGUUUGACUAUAAAUUAACGUGGAAGCCAGAGGAGUAUGGUGGUAUAGAAAUGUUAUACGUGCCUUCCGAGAACAUAUGGCUUCCGGACAUUGUGCUAUACAACAAUGCAGAUGGAAAUUACGAAGUAACGUUAAUGACGAAGGCCACUCUGAAAUUUACUGGCGAGGUAUACUGGAAACCGCCGGCUAUUUACAAGUCAUCUUGUGAGAUUAACGUGGAGUAUUUCCCGUUUGAUGAGCAAUCGUGCAUUAUGAAGUUUGGCUCAUGGACUUACAAUGGUGCUCAGGUAGAUCUGAAGCAUAUGAAGCAAGAGCUUGGUAGCAAUCUAGUGGAGAUCGGCAUAGAUCUUAGCGAUUUUUAUUUAUCAGUAGAAUGGGAUAUUCUUGAAGUACCAGCAGCACGCAACGAAGAAUAUUAUCCAUGUUGCACGGAACCUUACUCGGAUAUUACAUUCAAUAUUACGAUGAGAAGAAAAACUCUAUUUUAUACUGUCAACCUUAUCAUCCCAUGUGUUGGCAUUACAUUUUUAACGGUGCUGGUUUUUUAUCUGCCCAGCGAUUCUGGUGAAAAAGUAUCAUUAUGUUCUUCCAUUCUUCUCUCAUUGACGGUGUUCUUCUUGCUAUUAGCCGAGAUUAUUCCCCCAACAUCGUUGGCCAUACCUUUACUUGGAAAAUAUCUCUUGUUCACCAUGAUUUUAGUUACUCUAUCUAUUUGGAUCACAGUCUGCGUCUUAAAUGUACAUUUCCGAUCGCCUUCUACGCAUAAUAUGUCGCCGUGGGUGAGACAAGUGUUUCUGAAUUGGAUGCCGAGGAUAUUGAUGAUGCGACGUACACCGUAUUCUACGCCAGAAUAUGAUGACACUUAUAUGGAUAGCGCAUAUACUAAUGAAAUAGAUUUCAGUGUAAGCGAUUAUCCUUUAGAAUUAAAAGGGAGUCCAGAUGCAUUCGAAAGCGUUACUUCUACAUACAAGAGUAUCAGAGAUGAUGAUGCACGACACGUGCCGCACGCGUCAGUUACUGACAGCGAAAAUACGAUGCCAAAACAUUUAUCCCCAGACGUUAUAUCAGCUCUCAAAGGUGUGCGUUUCAUUGCUCAACAUAUAAAAGAUGCAGACAAAGACAAUGAGGUCAUAGAAGAUUGGAAAUUCGUAGCUAUGGUUCUGGACAGAUUCUUUCUUUGGGUAUUCACUAUCGCGUGCAUUGGUGGUACGCUAGGAAUAAUAGGUCAAGCACCUAGUCUGUACGAUACCCGACAACCUGUGGACCAACGACUCUCCGGUAUAUCAUUGCGCAAUUAUAUGUAUCCACCGAACGGAACUUUUGAUGAGACUAAUUAAUUAUCGUGACACGUGAAAAGCGAUUCGCAUGUAAAAAAAAGACAGUAAUAUAUUACAUCCUUCUUAAUACACUUGGCACAACACAUACACACAAACAUUUUCAUUCUCUACAUUUAUAUAUAUUUGCUAAAAUUUAUCAAUAUUUUUUAAUAAAAAUAAUUUCUCUUUUCUCCUUGAAAGAACGAAAUAUUAAAUAAUCGCCGCAAUAAAAACAUUUUCUCUAUCUUAUUGAAUGAACAUAAAUGUUAUAAUAUAUAUUGUCAAACAUCAGGGUAUUCAUUCGAUUAGUAUAAAAGCAAAAUUUAUAUGUUCUAAAUAUAUAAGAAUUUUAUAGAGCAACUAACCAAUUUUUUUUUUUAAUUUGAACCCAGAUCAUAUAAUCAAACAUUAUAUAAAAAUAAAUCAUUGAUUAAGGCUUCCAGUUUUUUAUCAUAACAGUACUGGAUUGUGAUGAGAAAUUGUAUGAAUUUUUCUUCACGCUAUACAUCGAAAUAAAUUAAUUUUUUCGUAUAUCACAA
This is a messenger RNA of Cataglyphis hispanica, 2385 nucleotides long. RefSeq names its product acetylcholine receptor subunit beta-like 2 (gene nAChRbeta2). The transcript has 12 exons. Bases 281 to 1867 code for a protein of 528 amino acids. Gene Ontology annotation, cellular component: postsynaptic membrane; neuron projection; synapse. NCBI's taxonomy places the organism in Eukaryota, Metazoa, Arthropoda, Insecta, Hymenoptera, Formicidae. The record is from RefSeq and is a predicted model, not a curated record. Gene Ontology annotation, molecular function: transmembrane signaling receptor activity; acetylcholine-gated monoatomic cation-selective channel activity. Gene Ontology annotation, biological process: signal transduction; nervous system process; regulation of membrane potential.